AUGAGCGACGACAGCAGGCGGAAGAAUCCGCUGUCAUUCUUCUUUCUUAAACAACGACAUCAUUCUGUCCCAACAAAAAAGAACCCAUCCAGCAGCAGCAAUAUCGCCAAACCCAAAGGCAUUUUUGGUGCUCCAUUGGAAUACGGAGCAGAAUGUGGAUCGAUAACACCACGCGGUUUACAAGUGCCUGAUCCCGUGUAUCGAUGCAUGAACGAAGUCAUUCAACGAGGAUUGAAAGUGGAAGGCAUCUUUCGAUUAUCAGGAGCAGCCUCUGAAGUGGAUCAAUUAUGCCGUUUGUUCGAUACGCCACCCACCUAUGGCAAAUACCUGGACCUAUCCUCUUUUGAUAUUCAUGCAAUCGUUGGCACCUUGAAAAAAUACUUGCGAUCCUUACCUUAUCCUGUGAUUCCAACAUCCUACCAUGAGCAGUUUUUGGGCACCACCAACAAUAUCCAACAAUUGGCCCAUUUGGCAAUGCGACAGCUACCACGUGCCCACUUUAUCUUGUUGUAUACGAUCAUUGAGCUGUGCUCACACAUCCAAGCACAUUCACGUAUCAACAUGAUGAAUCCAGAGGCAUUGGCAGUGGUGCUUGCUCCUGUAUGCACAGGAUUGGAUCAAAGUCUUCGGGACAUGUUUGUAUUGAAGAACAAGGACAUUGUGACCGAUAUUGUUCAAGCCAAUGCUCGAUGGACCGAUUUAUGGACAAGGAUGAUUCAGAGCCACAAAGAGCUACUUGAUAUUUGGUCCAUUGAACAACCUCAAUUACCUCCAGUCGUUGUCAAUGUAGCAUUGCCCAACAAGGUAACGAAAUCAGAUAACCGAUCAUCGUCGUCAUCGUCAAAACAAUGUGGGGUUAUUAUCAUGCGAAAACGCGGAGGACAACAUUAUCAGCGAAAGCACGCCUCUUGGCCUAUGGAACGUCGCACAUGCUUAACCAACGAUGAUUAUUGUCUUGUCAACCCAUCCUCUUACGACAUCCUCUCAGUGCGUCGACGCACACAAUCCAUGGUCAAUCCAAGUAUUGCCCCUAUAUAA
Messenger RNA from Lichtheimia ornata, 1038 nucleotides. RefSeq lists its product as uncharacterized. Gene Ontology annotation, cellular component: cytoplasm. The coding region runs from base 1 to 1038 and encodes 345 amino acids. The record is from RefSeq and is a predicted model, not a curated record. NCBI's taxonomy places the organism in Eukaryota, Fungi, Mucoromycota, Mucoromycetes, Mucorales, Lichtheimiaceae. The transcript has 2 exons. Gene Ontology annotation, biological process: signal transduction; regulation of GTPase activity.